AGUUUGUUGUGCCUUCCACUGGAUACGAGCAUAAUGAAAAUUGACUUUAGCAACGCUAAGCCUUACUAGAGCCAAUUCAGUAAUCAAACAUAAACGCUAGUGAAGUGGUUGGUCGCCGCUUACAUGUUAUUCCGCGUCGUCCAACCGAAACGAAACUCAAAAAGAAAAUACCCCGAAAAGUGAAACAAAAACCCCGGCACGUUUCCUUGGCACAUUGGUUGUGUGAAUUUCGUUUUUAUUAUUUUUUCUUUUGAUUUUCGUCGAAAGAAAAAAGAGACUCAAAACAAAAAUAUCAACACAACCUACAACACCCAAUAAUACCGCCACUCCAGUAGUAUUUGUUUGGUUGGUGGAAAAUUCAAAACGCGUUAAACGAUAACAACGGUGGCAAAUUUAAAGUCCCUGUGUGAUUUUCUGCAAAACAACGGCGGUUGAAUGAACGGCGGGAUUAGUUCGUAAUUUAGUUACAACAACGACAGCCGGUGCGUGUUAGUAGAAAAGAAGCAGCAAAAAAAUAGAAUAAAAUUAUAAAGCAAUAAAUUUCGAUAGUGUUGAGUGAGUGCGUGUAAACGACAGAGAACGAACGAGCGAACGGCGGCGUGUGUGUCAGUCUCAAUUCGUGUUAAGGGUGUGCUCAUUCAUUUAAUUCAAUUUCCAUUUAAAAAUACAAAAUUCAUUCAAUAAUUCAUGUUUUUUUUUUCGAAAAUUAGCCAUUUAAGAAAGCCCAAUAGUGGAUAUUGAAUAGCCACAAAAGCAAAGCAAAAUAAAGAAUAAAAAUUUGCCUACAUUUGCUAAUUCAGUGAUAGUUUGUUCUUGGCAUGGUCCCCGUGUUGUGAUAGUUUCUCGGCGUGGUUCCAAUUUGACAGGGCGCAUGUGCGUUACACAUCAUCGACGAAAGCAAAGCAAAUCAUCUAACAACACUAGAAGUGCAGGGCUGAAGUGGUCAACAAUAAAAAAGUGCAUUUCAAAACAAAAUCUGAUCCAAGAUUCCAAAGCCUCUUUUUUUUUGCAUUUUGCAUACAAAAAGAAAGUGAUAAAAAAGAAAAAAUUAAUAAAAUAAUUGCUUAGCUUAAGUAAAACGCAUUUAAAUCACACAAAAGGAGCAAGAUAUUCAUGCAUUCAUUCAUUCGUUUAUAAAGAAAAUUAAUUUCUUUGUUCUACCAUUUUCGUCACAAAGGCCAACGGUUUAUUUUUUAAACAAACAAAGCAACAAAUCAUCAUCAACGCCAACCAUCUUCAUACGAAUCAAUCUGCGUGUUUUCCAUUUUGUUGUUGAAUACAAAAAACCACCGUCAAGUGUCUUAAAAAGUCUCACAAAGAAAAAGCUAAAAAAAUUUAAUUCCAGUGUUUAAAAUUCAAGAGAAAAAUUACACCCAAUUAUUCUCCAAAAUUUUAUUUGUUUUAUUUAAAUAAAAUCUCAAAAUUGCCACCAAAAUGUCGUCAACUGUCGCCCUGGUAUUGCUGUUCUUAUUACAAAGUGUUUUGAUUCACUCAAAACCUCUUAUGGAAUAUUCAGCCAGACAUAUGAAACAUCAAACUAAAUCUGAAUCAGCUGUUACGGAAGAUAAUCUGUACAACUACUUAAUGGAGUUUGAUUAUCUACCAAAGUCAGACUUUGAAACGGGAGCUUUAAGGACUGAAGAACAAUUCAAGGAAGCGAUUAAAAAUUUACAGCGUUUUGGCAAUAUUCCAGUGACCGGUCAACUCGAUAACGAAACCAAAAAGCUCAUCAAACGACCACGUUGCGGUGUCGGCGAUAGUAAGCAGACGUUAUCAUUUUCACCGGACAACUUGCAUCAUGGACGUAUGAAGCGGUAUGUGCUGCAGGGACCCAAAUGGGAUAAAACUGAUUUAACAUGGAGGUAA
Messenger RNA from Musca domestica (house fly), 1866 nucleotides. RefSeq names its product matrix metalloproteinase-2. NCBI's taxonomy places the organism in Eukaryota, Metazoa, Arthropoda, Insecta, Diptera, Muscidae. The record is from RefSeq and is a predicted model, not a curated record. The coding region runs from base 1435 to 1866 and encodes 143 amino acids. The transcript is spliced from 3 exons. Gene Ontology annotation, biological process: extracellular matrix organization; collagen catabolic process. Gene Ontology annotation, molecular function: metalloendopeptidase activity.